Messenger RNA from Drosophila grimshawi, 2214 nucleotides. It is a transcript of the gene RunxA, whose product is annotated as runt-related transcription factor 3. Gene Ontology annotation, cellular component: nucleus. NCBI's taxonomy places the organism in Eukaryota, Metazoa, Arthropoda, Insecta, Diptera, Drosophilidae. The transcript is spliced from 5 exons. The record is from RefSeq and is a predicted model, not a curated record. Gene Ontology annotation, biological process: regulation of DNA-templated transcription. Bases 128 to 2098 code for a protein of 656 amino acids. Gene Ontology annotation, molecular function: RNA polymerase II cis-regulatory region sequence-specific DNA binding; ATP binding; DNA-binding transcription factor activity, RNA polymerase II-specific.
AGAACAACAACAUCAUCAACAGCUACAGUACAACAAUCACUAUAGCACAGAGCAGCAACACAGCAACAACAACAACAACAACAACAUCAGCAAUAUUAACUACAACAGUAACAACAACAGCGAAAAGAUGCAUUUGACAACCACAAGCACUAAUUCGACGGCAUCUAAUGCCAAUAGUAACAACAACAAUAACAACAAUAAUAAUAAUAACAACAACAAUAGCAACAACACUGCCAACAACAAUAAUUCGAGCAGCAGCAACAACAACAAUAACACAAGCAACACAAAUGGCUCCAACAACAACAACAGCUCGAGUAGCAACAACAACAACAGCACCGAGCAAAACACACCCCCAACACCAGCCCAGCUGCUUAAUGAGGCCUACACCAAGAUGACUUCAGACAUUUUGGCUGAACGCACUUUGGGCGAUUUCCUUACCGAACAUCCCGGUGAGUUGAUAAGAACCAGCAGCCCCCUCUUCGUCUGCACCGUUCUGCCACCGCACUGGCGCUCCAACAAGACGCUGCCGGUGGCCUUCAAGGUCGUCUCCCUGGGUGACAUCAUGGACGGCACCAUGGUAACGGUGCGCGCCGGCAACGAUGAGAACUACUGCGCCGAGUUGCGCAACUGCACCGCCGUCAUGAAGAACCAGGUGGCCAAGUUCAAUGAUUUACGAUUUGUGGGACGUAGCGGCAGAGGGAAAAGCUUCACAUUAACCAUCACCGUGUCAACGAAUCCACCACACAUAGCCACCUACAACAAGGCGAUCAAAGUAACCGUCGAUGGGCCACGCGAGCCGCGCUCCAAGACAAUGUUAUCCCUUUUAGGGCAACAACAACAAUUUCACUUCGCCUUUGGCCAGCGACCGUUCCACUUCUCCACGGAUCCACUGUCCGGCUUCCGCAUGCCUCCGAUUGGCAACUGUCAGAGUGCCAGCAAUACGCAUUGGGGCUACGGAUCGGCGGCCUCUGCCUACUCACCCUACUUGGCCAGCAGCGGACUGUCCUCGUGCACCACGCCCACUUCAGCGCAGUUUAACAAUCCGGCGUUGGGCUUCACCUGUUCUUCAAACGAUCAGAGCAACAAUCAGGACUUUGGCGGUGCCACCAAUCGCGACUGUGUGCCAAUGCUGCCCGACUCGACGGCCAGUGACUUGGAUCAGCAUCUGAGCAGCCUGGUUGGAUCUACCAGUGGCCAAAUGUCGCAUCAUAGCUUGUUGGGCGCCAGCGGACAGACGUCCAUCACAUCGACGGUGAAUGGAGCGAGCGCCGGCAGCGGGGCAACCGCUGGAAGUGCAGCGGGUGCUGGGAGCGGAGGCGGUGGUAACUCGAUAUUGGUGCCACGAUAUCACACCAAUGCCAGCAACGAGUACAAUGUACAUUCCAGCCAGAACGGGCCGCGCAGCCUGAGCGACAGCUCGCAGGCUGAGUCGCCGGUGCAGGAGGAUCUGCUAUCAACUAAUACACCAAAUUUGGGCAGCGGCAGUGGCGGCGGUGCAACAAAUGGUGGUGCAGCCAAUGGCAGUGGCAGUGCUGCCGUUGCUGGCAGCGUUGCCUCAUCGGUGGCAUCCGCGGGCGCUGGCAAUCCCGGCAUGCUGGGCACCAAUCAGAACUUUCCGGGCAUUGUCAAUCAGGCCCAGCAUGCGUCUGCCUCGGCCUAUGGCGGUGGCGUAGGCGUCGGCGUCGCUGGUGGUCAUGGUGGUGGUGCCGGUGCGACAACCGCCGGCUGCAAUGGAUCACUGUAUCCGGUUCUGCCCGCCAGCCUGCUCUACUCGCAGCUGUAUACCGCUGCAAAUCAGUCGGCGCACGGAUUCCACUCGCACACAUUACCGGCGCAUGCGUCGCCCAACUCCUCGGUGCAUGGGGAACUACAAAGCGUGAUGGAUCACAUCAGCAAUGUGGGUGUGCGGCAGCAGCAUAAUAUAAUGGCUGGCGGGGGUGUGGCGCAUCCGGGUGAUCUCACGCUGAUCGGCAACUGCGGUGCGUCGGUGAGGAACAUUGAGGAUGGGAACACCAAUCGUCAGGUGGCCGCGCUCGCUGCCCAUCGCGGUCACCACAACCCAACUGACAAUGGGGGCAGCGUCUGGAGGCCAUAUUGAGGUCAGGUUCUGUGGUGCGGAUCCGCAGUCCUUUAGUGUCAGGAGCAACUCGAGGGGCAAGCGGCGGAGAAGCAGCACGAGCAGAUCCAAGAUAUUGGUAUUGAUAAUGGGCAUGG